Molecule: messenger RNA, 309 nt
Organism: Penicillium angulare
Lineage: Eukaryota; Fungi; Ascomycota; Eurotiomycetes; Eurotiales; Aspergillaceae
Product: DUF2406 domain-containing protein
Exons: 3
Coding region: 1-309 (102 amino acids)
Source: RefSeq, a predicted model, not a curated record
AUGGCCGCUUCACGAUCAUCUAGUGAGCGCACUGGCUCCUUACAGUCACUUCACGCCGGAAAAACACCGCUUCAAACAAAAGCGGAUCCUAAUACAGCUCUAUACGAGGCUCAACCAAUGGCCGUUAAUGCCGAACCUGGCACAGGAGCGUUCUCUCUUCGCAGUAUUCAGCACAAGGAUCGACAGGGAAAAAUAAUUGCCGAUCCCGACCGGUCGAAUCCUACCCGCGCUCGCCUUGAGCGUCCACUCGAUACCAUUCGAUCCUUUGAAGCUGCCAUUGAGUCUCAUCGCAAGCAGAAUCAUGCGUGA